Messenger RNA from Lachnellula hyalina, 312 nucleotides. RefSeq names its product Iron-sulfur protein (gene IND1). The coding region runs from base 1 to 312 and encodes 103 amino acids. Gene Ontology annotation, biological process: iron-sulfur cluster assembly; mitochondrial respiratory chain complex I assembly. Gene Ontology annotation, molecular function: 4 iron, 4 sulfur cluster binding; ATP binding. The record is from RefSeq and is a predicted model, not a curated record. Lineage: Eukaryota; Fungi; Ascomycota; Leotiomycetes; Helotiales; Lachnaceae. The transcript is spliced from 3 exons. Gene Ontology annotation, cellular component: mitochondrion.
AUGAAGCCUAGACUAUUCUCAACGUUACGUUGCUUGCAGCACGAGAAUCCUUUGGGAUUGCCACGAUCCGGAAGCAUUCCUCGAAUGCAACGCGGCUUACCCGAGCGAAGGCAGAUCAAAGACGUAAAGAAAGUGAUUGCUGUAUCAUCUGCGAAAGGCGGGGUUGGGAAGUCAACUAUUGCUGUGAACCUUGCCUUGGCAUUCGCUCGAAAGGGGCUCCGAAGUGGCGUCCUCGACACAGAUAUCUUCGGUCCCUCUAUACCAACUCUAUUGAACCUCUCAGGCGAGCCUCGAUUAUCUCCCAGUCAGUGA